UGAAAACAUAAUACGAAAUGUUUGAUUAAAAAUCAUAUGAAAAACCCAUUAAUUGUAAAAACAAAUGAAAUAUUUUUUCUUUGAGUGACAAUCAAGUGAUCACACAAUUGAUGCACAAAAAUGACAGAAACAAUGGAGACGUUGUCGACGAUAAUGAAGUCCUACUUGAAUGGCAACCAAUACAUUGAUCCGCAGAUAUCGUUGUUGUUGUCUGUAGUGGUGGUGUUGAUGGCCAUUGUGUUCGGGUUUGUGUUCAGAAGUAUGCGACCAAUGACUCGCAUGACUCGAGUCAUUCUUCCCGAUCCAACACUUCCCAGAUUUCGCAAAAGAGAUAAAGUAAUGUUUUAUGGCCGCAAAAUGUUAAGAUCUGUGCGAUCAUCACUUCAGGCCACAAGCCGACUUCGGGGUAAAAAGCGUCAGAUUGUUCUCAGGUUUGCUAAACGACUUCUACAUAUUAAGAAAGACCAGCCGUUGACACUUCAAGUGAGUGAACCAUCGCAAGCAUUUCUCGAAGAAGAAAUUGGUGAUCAAUGUGAACAACCGCUUCCUCCAGAAGUGAUAUAUAUGUUGAAAAGUAUUCGUGUCUUUGGCUUCUUCGAUAAGCCGCUAUUUCUUGAAUUGUGCAAAAAUCUAGAGUUCGUGAACGUACCGAAAGGACAGUAUUUGUUUACCAUCAAUGAUCCCGACGAUAGUAUUUUUAUUGUCCAAACGGGUCGAAUACAAGUGUCAAUCAGUGAAUUAGACGGAACUGAUCUUAUUCUAAAAGAAGUGUCAGUCGGAGAAUCAAUUGCUAGUAUGUUAUCAGUAAUGGAUGUCUUGACUGGACAUUUGGCUCCAUUUAAAACAGUGUCAGCAAAAGCCAUUGAGGAAAGUGUUAUCAUUAGAUUACAAGUCACUCUAUUUAAGCAAUUACUCGACAAAUAUCCCGAAUCAUUAGUUCGUGUCGUUCAAGUAAUUAUGGUUCGCCUUCAAAGAGUUACUUUUACGGCAUUACAUCAUUACUUGGGUCUCACCACUCAAUUGCUAAAUCCGGGACCAAUAACUCGUAGGGCAAAUGUAAGCUCUGUAGUUCACACAUUACACGCACUUCCCAGUGGUUCCAGUCCUCCAAAAACCAGUCCAUCGCGUACUACAAAUUAUCCAUCUCUUCAACAUUCACUUUCUUAUUCUGGUACAGAAUCUUCAGAUUUAAAACAAGUUUUGAAAGAAUUUGCUAAAAACGAAGGAAAAGAUUUAGAUCAACAAACAGAAGACUUAACUACAAGUGAUAAAACAAUAAUUGAAAGAAAACGAUCAGAGGGUGAGUCCCCCCGUCGACUAAAAUUAAUUAAUACAUACUAUUGUCAAUUGCCUGAGAAUCAAAAGAAACGCCGGCGCUCUCUAGUCUCUAAUGAAAAUCCAAUUCAAGGUCUAACCGAUGAUGAGAUCUUCAAUCUUGCUGUUGAAGGACUACUUCAGCAUUUGAAUAUUGAUGACGAAGAAUUGGUUAAAAAGAAAUUAGUAGUCAAAGAAUAUAAUGCAGGAGUUUGUCUCACCAGUGAAGAUACACACGAAGAGAAUAACUUGUUUUAUGUGUUGUCUGGUUCUAUAAUAGUGACACAAAAGUCCAUCGAUAAAGACGAAGAAAAUAAUUUAUAUAUUGUAUAUCCGGGAGAAAUAGUGGGCGCACUCUCUGUAAUUACAGGAGAGCCGUCUCUCUUCACAAUUAAGAUACGACAGUCCUGUAAAGUAGGAGUUAUUACUAAGGAUAACAUUUACGAUAUACUAACUGAAUAUCCAAAGUCUGUAUUACAUUUGGCUCACGCAGUGGUCCGACGAUUAUCACCUUUUGUUAGACAAAUAGAUUUUGCAUUGGAUUGGAUUCAUUAUGAGUCCGGUCGUGCCAUUUAUAGACAGGGAGACAAAUCUGACUGCACUUAUAUUGUCUUAAGUGGUCGUUUGCGUUCAGUUAUUACUCGACCAAAUGGUAAGAAAGAGUUAGUUGGCGAAUAUGGUAAGGGAGAUCUUUUAGGACUUGUUGAAGUGAUCACUCAAACUCAACGUUCGACAACUAUUAUGGCCGUAAGAGACUCAGAAUUGGCUAAACUUCCGGACGGACUCGUGGAGGCAAUUAAAAUAAAAUAUCCAGUGGUUGUCACACGACUUAUUCACCUUUUAGGACAUAGACUUUUGGGAAGUUUACACCAUAUGCCCGGUCAACACAGUUUACAUACAUUAUCCGCAACAGAUAUGGGCGGUCGUCCAACGGGUUCUAACUUUACAACUGUUGCUUUAUUGUCUGUGACCAAUGAUGUACCUCUUCAAGCAUUUUCAAUGGAGUUAUAUCACGCAUUAACAUCUAUUGGACCCGUUUCUCAUUUGACAUCAGAGUUUGUCAGAAAAUUAUUGGGACCGACAGCUCUUGAGAAACAAUCCGAAUAUAGACUGUGCUCGUGGUUGGGGCAACAGGAAGACCAACACCGCAUUGUUCUCUAUCAAUGUGACUCUCACUUCUCCACUUGGACUCAGAGAUGCAUCAGACAAGCGGAUUGUAUUUUAAUGAUAGGAUUGGCAGAUCAGGAACCAACUGUUGGUGACGUUGAGAAACAGUUGGAACACUUAGCCAUUCGAACACAAAAAGAAUUAGUUUUACUCCAUAAACCAGAUUCGCUUAAACCACAAAAUACAGUUCUAUGGCUUAACAUGAGAUCCUGGUGUUCAUCACACCAUCACAUUAGAUGUCCUAAAAGAAUGUUUACAAAGAGAUCACUUGCGAAGACUAAAGAAAUUUACGCUUCAAUCUUCAAUAACCCGCCAUCUAUUCACUCAGACUUUUCACGUUUAGCGAGAUUUCUUACCGGAACUUCAAUUGGUUUAGUAUUAGGAGGCGGUGGAGCCAGAGGUGCAGCACAUGUAGGUAUGAUUAAGGCUAUUACAGAAGCAGGAAUACCCAUUGAUAUGGUUGGUGGUGUCAGUAUUGGCGCAUUCAUGGGUGCUCUUUGGUGUCAAGAGAACAAUAUUACAACAUUUACUCAAAAGGCCAGAGCCUGGUCUCAUGGCAUGACUUCAUAUUGGAGUCAAAUACUGGAUCUAACAUAUCCAGUGACCGCUAUGUUUACCGGUCAUGCAUUUAAUCGUCACAUUUAUGAAGUUUUUAAUGAGAGACAAAUUGAAGAUUUAUGGCUUCCAUACUUUACAGUGACUACUGAUAUUACAAGUAGUUGUCCUCGAAUUCAUAGACACGGAUCACUUUGGCGAUAUGUGCGCUCAAGUAUGUCUUUAUCUGGAUAUCUACCCCCUCUUUGUGACCCUAUGGAUGGUCAUCUACUAUUAGAUGGUGGAUAUGUCAAUAAUUUACCAGCAGAUGUAAUGCGUGAUGUGAUGGGUGCCGAAACAAUUUUGGCCAUUGAUGUCGGCAGUCAAGAUACGGCAGAUAUGACCAAUUAUGGCGACACUUUGAACGGUUGGUGGCUAUUGUGGAAGCGUUGGAAUCCCUUUUCCAAACCCGUUAGAGUACCAAAUUUGCCUGAAAUUCAGUCGCGUUUGGCUUAUGUUAGUUGUGUCAAGUUAUUAGAAGAAGUCAAACAAAGCGAUUAUUGUACUUAUAUUAGACCACCAAUUGAUAAAUACAAGACUUUACAAUUUGGCAGUUUUGAUGAGAUUAUGGAAGUGGGACUCAAUCACGGAAAGGUGUUAUUUUCAGCCAUGCGUUUGGCUGAACAAAAAUCAUUACAUUCACUCUUGCAUAAGGAACGGUCUAAAGUCUAUCACAGACAGGGACUGGCCGUUCAAAAUCACGCCUCGUUUACUGAUUUAGCUGAAAGAGUAUGUAAGAUAAAGACGCCUAACAAUAAUAAAUUGAAUUUAAGUCUAACUCAAAUCGAUGACAUCUCUGAAGACGAUGACGAGUAUGUCUCUGAACCCGAUAUGCUUAACAUUGGAACCGAUACGGACACAGAUUCCGCACCAAAAACAUUGAAACACAGAAAGAUUAGUACAAUGUUCUGAUUUUUCUGUGUUUUAAUGGUUUGUUUAUUUUUGAACUCAUUUUUAUAAUUUUAGAUUUUAAUUAAUGUUAUCUUAAUAAUUAUAAAUAACAACUAAGAAUUUAUAUAAAAUUUAUACAAUAGAGAUAUGUGUAUUAUUUGAUAUUUUUCUUAAUAAAAACUA
Oppia nitens is the source of this 4149-nucleotide messenger RNA. RefSeq names its product neuropathy target esterase sws-like (gene sws). Gene Ontology annotation, biological process: phosphatidylcholine metabolic process. The transcript is spliced from 2 exons. Gene Ontology annotation, cellular component: endoplasmic reticulum. Gene Ontology annotation, molecular function: phosphatidylcholine lysophospholipase A1 activity. The record is from RefSeq and is a predicted model, not a curated record. Lineage: Eukaryota; Metazoa; Arthropoda; Arachnida; Sarcoptiformes; Oppiidae. Bases 121 to 3987 code for a protein of 1288 amino acids.